AUGAAGGAAAGGAAAGAGGAUCGAACAUGUAAGGAAAAGGAAAAUGGUGACGAGAAUGCUUUCUGUUUGCCGGCGAUAUUGUGUCUUCCAGCAGUUGCUAGCCCUUCUCUCAACUUCCUCCGCAAGUCCUCCAACCAAAACUGUGUCCUCGCGCAGGCCUGGCUCCUUUUGCGCUGUGCGCUUGUUUCCACUUGGCCAUUGAAGCUAGCAUCGUGUCGUCUUGGCCGGUCUCGUUGCUGUCCGACUGAGGCGAGGACGCCGUCUGUCGUCGAGGCUGGAAGUGAAAAAACCCAGCUCUUUUUGAUGCAAGGCGUGGGGGACGGGCAAGUGGUCAGAUCGCGUUUUGCCGCCGUUCGGCUUGGGCAAAAUGCCGCCAUGUUGCCUUAA
Protopolystoma xenopodis is the source of this 387-nucleotide messenger RNA. The record is from the annotation of a GenBank genome assembly. Lineage: Eukaryota; Metazoa; Platyhelminthes; Monogenea; Polystomatidea; Polystomatidae.